CUGCGUAAGCCCUGACCCCGCCCCCUUCCCCUCAGUCCUCUAGCCGCGCAGCGCCUGGACAGAAUGGCGGCUCUUUUGGAAUCUGCUCUGCUGAAGAAAGUGGAUAUUAAGACGGUCUUGGACUGGCUGACGAAUAUCAAAGGGGAUGACAUCCUGGCAUUCAGUGAACCUGUGUUGACAGUCCACAAACAAGAAUUUGUCCCUUUUCUGUUGAAUUUCCUGAGAGAACAGAGCAGUCAAGCACUAACCCAUGGCCCUGCAACGCCAGCCAAGACCCCCAGUCGCUCCAGACCUGCUACACAGAUGCAGGGCUUCACUGACAGGAGAGGAUGCAGGUCUGGUGGAAGUGGAGCUGGUUCUCGGAGUGCCAGCAGGGUCCAGUUGUUUUCUCCUGCCUCCUCUGUGUCACCAGGAACUGAGUGGGAUGCAGGUGGACAGUCGGGAUCCCACUGUCUCAGUGGGGUUAACUCCUUCAGCAGCCCCUCCUUUACUACAGCAUGGAGCCCUGCCUCCAGGCCGUCAGGCUCUGAGCGCCGAUCUAGCAAUAAGAUCAGUCUAGGGGACUACAUGGUUUCUCCUCCUGAGCACCAGAACAGCCCAAACUUCCAGUCUCAGAAAGGCCGCAGGAGAAGUGGUGGCACCACAGCUGUGGUGGGACAAGGGAGACAUGGAGGAGGGCGUGGAGGACAUCACAGUGAUGACACUGGACGCUGGGAGAGUGGGGGGAGGAGGUCAGGUAGAGGAGGAGGUGGAGGGCACAGUAGGAUAAGUGAGCAGGUGUCACCUCCAUCUGUGGAGCAGCUCAACUUAAGCAACUUGGAGGACUUCCCUCCUGUUGGAGCAUCACCUGUUUCACCUGCGGCAUCCAAACCAUCAAGACGAAUAAACCCAACACCAGUCGGUGCAGAGCGACCACAAUCCAAACCUAAGACCUGCUUCACCUCCACCCCAUUCAGUAAACCCUCUACUCCCCCUUUAAGUGUGGAGACAGUUGAGGGGUCAGUGAAUUUAGGCAGUCCUCUGAGCCUGCUGGAAGAGCGGGAGCUGCUUAAGAGGGAAAAGACAAAGCGGGCCCAGCUGGUCAGCUCACCUCUGUCGGUCUCUCUAGACCCCUGCACCCCAACCAAGUCAGGGCUCAGGACAGGAUCUAAAGUCACUCCAGAUUUGCAGACACUCUGUGAACCAUCCAAAGUCACCUAUUCUUCGGAUCUGGAUCUCCUGGCAGAGCUGUACUGUACCUGCAUUUCUGAAAACUUAGUGCCAAACAUUUUUCUGGAGCUGUUCUUUGUGAUGCAGCUGCUAACAUCUCGGUCUCCUCACACUCAUGAUGAUGAGGAACAGGGAAGUUUGUGUGCAAGAAAUUCAGAUGUCCUGGAGAGAUGUUACCUGAGACAAGUACACAACUGUGUGUACUUUGCGGUAAAGGUGCUGGAGAAUCAGUUCCAGUUGGUAGCUCAUUUGGACAAGUGUACAUUGCGGAUGCUGGCAGAAAACGAACGUGUGGCGUCUUUCUCUCCGGAUCUCAGGGACCGUUUGACUCAGGCCCAGGACGGGAGCACAGCAAGGCUCUCUCCGUCAGCUUCCACUUUCAUCCACUCAGUCCCAUUCCAGCCCGCCACUGACAACAGGUCCAACUUUGGAAGUGACAAGUCCUUCCACACUUUUAAAAAACAGAGAGAUAUUUUUUAUGAGGUCUUGCGAGAAUGGGAGGAUUUUCACAAGGAGCCAGGGUGGACCUUUGACUCUGCCCUUGGGAGUCGGAUAAGAGGAAUGAUGAGCCUGCUGACCUCUGCAGGAAACCAUUCCCACUUCAGUCGUCUCUUCCUGAAGCAGCUUGUUCAGAUGUGUAAAGGCCCUCGACUGAACAGCUCCCCCGGAGAUACCCCUGAUGCUGACCUGCUAGGCAUGCUGGGAGCAGACAGCUUGGGGCGCCUGAAGCGACUUGAGGAGCGUCUCAUUCAGCCUCAUGGAGUCGCGGGUCCCUGCCCCCCUCCAUCCUUUCCUGGUCACCAAGAGUUCUUCAGGGAUUUUCUGCAGGCAGCCAGCUGCUGCCAGCUGAACCAGCACUUGCAGGACAGCCUGUGUCAGCAGCUCCUCCAGCUGGAUGAGGUGUCCAUCCUGAGCCCUCCUGCUUCCAUCAGGGAGGGAGAGGAGGAGGGAGACGGUGAUAUGGAGCAGCAGGAUGAGAAGCAGCGGUUCACCUCAGUGCUGCUCCUCGCUCGUCUGCUAGCCAAGUUUCUGGGAUUCAUUUCCUUCUUGCCUUAUCAAACAGCUGACAGACCAUCCAGAGAAAUACAGGAGACCGCUAUAGAGCUGCGCAGCAAGAGUGUUCCCGUGCUGGAUGUGUGUGCUGUGUUGGCUAACAGUGUGAAAAAGAGGCGCACCAUCUUGACCAUACCCUGGCUGGUGGAGUUCCUCUCCAUGCUGGACUUUGUUGGUCCUCUGCUAAUCUGCUAUAGGACUGCAUUAGGCACACUGCUUCUGCUUUACAGGAGAAUGCUGCUGGGCAAAUGUGGAGAAAUGGGGUACCUGAACAAGCUGCUCCUGGUUUCUGUGUUGGGUUGGCUUUUCCAGAUCCCGGUGAUUCCUGAAGACAUUUUCUUCACUGAUGACUUCAGCAAGGUGGCAAAUCUGGAGGAUAGUGUCACAAGUGCUACAGGGCUCGACUGCAUCCCCCUGGUGGAUCAACAGCUUCUCUACACAUGUUGCCCAUUUUUAGGUGAGUUUCGUAAGCUUCUUGCUGCCUUCGUGUCCGGGAGCACGGCCAAAAGUGGAGGAAUCAUUCGCAAGAUCACUCCCACUUCUGCUGAGCCCAGGGAUACGCCGACCGCCAACAGGUCGCAGCAGAAGCUACAGGUGGAUCUCGAGCAAGCCUUCUUCCACAACCAGCCCCCGUCGCUGCGCCGCACCGUGGAGUUUGUUGCAGAGAGAGUCGGAUCCAACGCUGUGAAGCAUAUGAAAGCCACAUUAGUGAGUGAGCUGGUGGAGAGAGGGGAGAAGAUGCUAAAAGGUGGACUGGAGUCACCGAACUCAAAUCCGUCCAAACUGAAUGACUCCAUCUGCGCUCAGCUGUGUGUCGCAGGGCUGGAGGCGCUUGCAAGAGCAACCAGAUUUUGCAGCGAGAAGAGUCCUGAAGCUAUACGAAUCCUGCUCCCUGAUGAGACCUCUCCAGCUGUCCUGACUACAUCUGAAAACAUCACCAAACGUCUUGCAACGGAGAAAGCCUGCAGCUGGCUCUCUGCCAACAUCACAGCGUUGAUAAGGCGAGAGUGGAAAAGCAGGUACGACCGUGUGAUGAAGGCUGUGGGAAGCCCCGGGGCUCCAGACUCUGGUAAUGUGGUCGAGCUGGUCUCCCACGAUCAGUCCACUACUCCCAAGAGGAAACAAGGAAGUGAGAGAGUGACAUCCUGCCCUCCACACUGCAACCACAGUGCAUCACUGCCCUCUGACGUCCUCAUAGAGAUAAAGGAGUUGCUGAGUGUUGCUGUCGGCCCCAGGACGGAUGAAGAGCUGCAGACCAGCUCUCAGAUCCACACUCUGCUACUGAGAGUGGGAGAAACACUGGCCUGCAGGAAGUUUUCAACCGUGGUGUCAGACCAAAUGUUGGUGAACUCAACAGUCCUGCUGGCCUGCAAACUGGUGUCCGCAGAGCUGCCCGUGCUGCCUCCACCAGGGUGCAACACAGGUGACGGGGUUGUUGUGGGUCCUGGUUCAGGGUCAGAGCCUCCUGUCAGAGCGCUGCUGGAGCAGCUUGCUGAGCUGUGGGAAGGAGACUGCUAUUCCUCUGCCCCCCUCCACCUUCUCUUCACACCGCUUACUGUCAAUGCUGUGCUGAAGGCUAGCGACACUGAGUGGAACAACUACCUGUUUCUGGUCCGAAAGCUGGUAGACAGAGGACUCCUGAGUGAGGAAGAGGUCAUAUCUCAUUGGAAGAAGCUCACAGACUUGGCCUUACCAGCGGAGCUAAUAGAAAAUUUUCAGCUGCAGUCACAGAGUAUUAAACCACAGUUGCCUCUGGCUGAGUUGCAGAGCCACUUGGACCUCCUGCAGGUCUCACAACAGACAGUAGAGGGCGCUACAUAACAACAAUAAUACAUUAUUUCCAGUAACUAUCAUCUUUUCUCUGAUCACCACAGUGUUUGAUGUCACCUUUUUCAGUGUGGUGCUGAAGAAAGAGAGAAAGUUUUGGAUGAAAAGCUGUUGUCUCUUGAUUGUUUUCUGGAUUUCCACUGCACAGCACAUUGACGCUGCCCCACAGUCAGCCUCUGCACACACUUUGCAAGCUUCAGACUUUUGUUACUCACCUGUGAAGUGACAGCAGCCAUGAAUGCUGGAUCCCUCUUUGGUAUGGCACCAGCGUGAAAACCAGGAGCCCUGCCAGUCAGAAGACGCUGGGGACCACAUUACCGCAAACUUUGGAGUCCUGUAUCCGUUAGGUGAUUCUAUUAUGAGUACUAAUAGAUCAAACAGUCUAGACUAUGGCAAAGAAUUAGCAAAGACAGAGGGGUCAGCAUCAGAAUAUGCAUUUGUGACUCAAGAAAUGUAGCUCUAGGCUCAUAAAAUAUGUCAUGUUCCCAAUUUUCACAUGAGGUGUCCCCGUACAAGCCAUAGUUCAGGCUGCUGCUAAAACAGACUGAAAAUGUUGAUUUUAAAGAACCUCUGAAGAGAAGUAAUGUCUUAAUUUUAGUAAAGCACUUUGACACUGCCUGUUGACCGCCACUACUAGUGACUGCAUGUUUAUUUCAUGAAUGCCAGACGGUGUUUGUGAUUAGUUUUUGUUCAUGUUGAACGACCGCUGUAUUCCCUGUUGCUUUUAAACUGAAUUAUUUUUUAUGAUGCCAUAAAAUAGAAAUAACAAUAAAGAUGUAAGCUAUUCAAAG
Notolabrus celidotus (New Zealand spotty) is the source of this 4880-nucleotide messenger RNA. It is a transcript of the gene cdan1, whose product is annotated as codanin 1. Lineage: Eukaryota; Metazoa; Chordata; Actinopteri; Labriformes; Labridae. Bases 64 to 4083 code for a protein of 1339 amino acids. Gene Ontology annotation, biological process: chromatin organization. The record is from RefSeq and is a predicted model, not a curated record. The transcript has 28 exons. Gene Ontology annotation, cellular component: nucleus.